CCUGAACAACAGGAAAUGGUCCAAAACAAGAGGAAUGUCAUCUUAGUUGAUGGCAUCAUACUUAAUGGCCCCACCACAGAUCCAAAAGCAGGAGAAAAAUUCGUGGAAGAGGCCUGUCGACUAAUCAUGGAAGAAGUGAUCCUCAAAGCUCCUGAUGUGAAAGAGAAGGUUUGUGAAUGGCAGCCUCCGGAGCAGCUGAAGAAACUGCUUGAUCUGGAGAUGAGGGACACGGGGGAACCACAUCAGAGGCUCCUGAAACUUUGCCAGGAUGUCAUCCGAUAUAGCGUCAAAACCAAUCACCCAAGAUUCUUCAAUCAGCUGUACGCUGGCAUCGAUUACUAUUCCUUAGUGGCUCGGUUCAUCACGGAGGCAUUGAAUCCAAGUGUUUACACCUAUGAGGUGUCCCCAGUGUUUCUGUUAGUGGAAGAAGCUGUUCUCAAGAAGAUGAUUGAAUUCAUUGGCUGGAAAGAAGGAGACGGCAUAUUUAACCCAGGCGGUUCUGUGUCCAAUAUGUACGCCAUGAACUUAGCCCGGUACAAAUACUGUCCUGAGAUCAAGGAGAAAGGACUCUCCGGGCUGCCUAGACUGGUGCUUUUUACAUCAGCUGAGAGUCAUUACUCCAUGAAGAAGGCAGCAUCUUUCCUUGGAAUUGGUACCCAGAAUAUUUACUUUGUGGAGACAGACUCAAGAGGUAAGAUGAUACCUGAGGAACUGGAGAAACAAGUCCAGCAAGCCAGGAAAGAGGGGGCCGCCCCAUUUCUCGUCAGUGCCACCUCUGGGACAACCGUAUUGGGGGCAUUCGAUCCUCUGGAUGAAAUAGCAGAUAUCUGCACCAGAUAUGGCCUUUGGCUUCAUGUGGAUGCAUCUUGGGGUGGCUCAGCUUUGAUGUCAAGGAAGCAUCGCAAGCUUCUGCAUGGCAUCCACAGAGCUGACUCAGUGGCCUGGAACCCACAUAAGAUGCUUAUGGCUGGGAUCCAGUGUUGUGCUCUUCUGGUGAAAGACAGCUCGGACCUCCUUAAAAGAUGCUACUCUGCAAAGGCAUCUUACCUGUUCCAACAAGAUAAGUUCUAUGAUGUCAGCUAUGACACAGGAGACAAGUCUAUCCAGUGCAGCCGCCGGCCUGAUGCAUUCAAGUUCUGGAUGACCUGGAAGGCCCUGGGGACGCUGGGGCUUGAGGAAAGAGUGAACCGGGCUCUUGCGCUAGCGAGGUACCUCGUGGAGGAAAUUAAGAAGAGAGAAGGAUUCCGACUGCUUUUAGAGCCCGAGUUUGCUAACAUUUGCUUUUGGUACAUUCCACCAAGUUUAAGGACAAUGGAAGAAGGACCCGAGUUCUGGGCUAAGCUGAACCUGGUGGCCCCCACCAUUAAAGAGAGGAUGAUGAAGAAAGGCAGCAUGAUGCUAGGCUACCAGCCACACCAGGGCAAAGUCAACUUCUUCCGUCAGGUGGUGAUUAGUCCCCAAGUGAGCCGUGAGGACAUGGACUUCCUCCUCGAUGAGAUCGACCUUCUGGGUAGAGACAUGUAG
Molecule: messenger RNA, 1524 nt
Organism: Gracilinanus agilis (Agile Gracile Mouse Opossum)
Lineage: Eukaryota; Metazoa; Chordata; Mammalia; Didelphimorphia; Didelphidae
Gene: GADL1
Product: glutamate decarboxylase like 1
Exons: 14
Coding region: 16-1524 (502 amino acids)
Biological process (GO): carboxylic acid metabolic process
Cellular component (GO): cytoplasm
Molecular function (GO): pyridoxal phosphate binding; carboxy-lyase activity
Source: RefSeq, a predicted model, not a curated record